UACUCGUGCCUUCUGCCAACUUGUGCGGCUAGACGGAGUGAUUUGAUCUUCUCUAACUUCUUUUCACCUUUUCCUAUUCGACCGAUAAUCGCUAUCCCUCGUUGGAUUGCUAUGAAUGAUACUGUCAUUUCUGGAAACAUCUAAUCGCGCAUUACCCUCACAUUGAUAGCAAUCGCAGCAAACAUCCCCUCACCCUGAAGCUUGAGUGGGGAUUAUCGCAAGCUUGCUGAUAGUACGAGCAUCAACAAGACACAGUCGACACCAUGUUGGACGGCUUACACAAUGGCCACUCCAAGGAGGAGCUGAAAUCGCAAGGCGCCAUUGAAGCUGCCCAAGACCCGCACUCCAAAGUCACAGCUGCAGACGCCGAGCAGAAGAUCUUGGAAGAGUCGAAAAAGGGUGGAGCUGCUGCUUUCCAGUUCGACACUGAUGCCUCGUCUGCCGAAAAGGCCCGUCAAGUCAAGGCUCGACUGCCGCCAGAGCUGCAACACAUCCGCAAUCACCAGAGUGUCGCACUCGCUUCCGACCAAGACACUUCCCUCAAGCCCGCCUACGACAUUCCUACCGCGCCUUUGAGUGCUCCUCUUCCAUCACCAGCCAAGUCAAGUGCAGAGUCGGUCAAUGGCACCGCCGAGAAAGAGGAGGACUGGGCAAAGGUUGGCUGGGCUCCUCGCUUUGGCCAACUUCCCGACAGCGCCAGCAUCGAUGGAAGCAUGCUGGACCACCAGACCAUGCUCGAAGGCAAGCUGGACGACAAGUUCUUCGGCGAUUGGUACCACAACACAGGCAUCAUCAUCUUUGCCUGUCUCUCCUCAUGGGUCGUCGCCGUCCUUGGUGGAGGUCUCGGCUGGUUGUUCAUCGUCAUGGCCGUCUGCGGAACCUACUACCGCACCUCAAUCCGCAGGGUCAGACGCAACUUCCGCGACGACGUCAACCGUGAAAUGGCAAAGGCCCGUAUCGAGACAGAUGUCGAGUCUCUGGAAUGGAUCAACAGCUUCCUCGUCAAGUUCUGGCCCAUCUACGCUCCUGUCAUCUGUACUACAGUCGUCAGCUCCGUCGACCAGGUCUUGUCAACUUCGACUCCCGCCUUCCUUGACAGCAUGCGCAUGAAGUUCUUCACCCUCGGUACAAAGCCUCCUCGUCUUGAGCAUGUCAAGACCUACCCCAAGGCCGAGGACGAUAUUGUUCUCAUGGACUGGAAGUUCAGCUUCACUCCCAACGACACUGCCGACUUGACUGCUCGCCAGGUCAAGAACAAGAUUAACCCAAAGAUCAUUCUUGAGAUCCGUCUUGGUAAGGGUAUGGUCAGUAAAGGAAUGGACAUUAUCGUCGAAGACAUGGCUUUCUCCGGUCUUAUGCGUGUCAAGAUGAAGCUGCAGAUUCCUUUCCCUCACAUCGAGAAGGUCGAAAUCUGCUUCCUCGAACGUCCUACCAUUGACUACGUCUGCAAGCCUCUUGGUGGUGAUACUUUUGGUUUCGACAUCAACUUCAUUCCCGGCCUCGAGACAUUCAUCCAAGAACAAAUUCACGCCAACCUUGGUCCCAUGAUGUACAACCCCAACGUCUUCCCUAUCGAGAUUGCAAAAAUGCUUGCUGGAAACCCUGUCGAUCAGGCCAUUGGUGUCUUGCAAAUCACUUUCCACGGCGCUCAAGGUCUUCGUAACCCUGACAAGUUCUCUGGCACCCCCGACCCAUACUGUACUGUUUCCAUCAAUAACCGCGACGUCCUUGGUAAGACCAAGACUGUUCACGAGAAUGCAAACCCUCGCUGGAACGAGACUGUCAAUGUUGUCCUCACCAGUCUCAAGGAUGCUCUGACCUUGAACGUCUUCGAUUACAAUGAGAUUCGUAAGGAUAAGGAGUUGGGUUCUGCUACUUUUGCUCUUGAUCAGCUUGAGAAUCAGACCGAGUUCGAGUCCCAGCACCUUGAAGUCAUGGCAAACGGACGCGCUCGUGGUGUUAUUCAGGCCGAUAUUCGUUUCUUCCCUGUUCUUGAGGGUGAGAAACUUCCUGACGGCACUGUUCAGCCUCCUCCGGAAAGUAACACUGGUAUCGCCAAAUUCACCAUUGAAAGCGCAAAGGAGCUUGAUGGUAGCAAGAGUAUGAUCGGUCAACUCAACCCUUACCCCGUUCUCCUUCUCAACGGAAAGGAGAUUCACAUUGGCAAGAAGCUCAAGAGAACAAACAACCCCAUCUUCCCCGACGCCACCAAGGAACUUCUCAUCACCGACCGCAAAAAGGCAAAGCUUGGUCUUGUCAUCAAAGACGACAGAGAUAUGGCUGCUGAUCCCAUCAUCGGCACUUAUCAACUCAAGCUCGACGAUAUGCUUGAACUCAUGAGCAGAGGUCAAGAAUGGUACAAUCUUGCUGGUGUCAAGACUGGUCGUGCCAAGAUGUUGUUGCAAUGGAAGCCUGUUGCUCUCAAGGGCGCUCUUGGUGGUUCUGGAGGUUACGUUACCCCUAUCGGUGUUAUGCGUCUUCAUUUCCAGAACGCCCGCGACUUGCGCAACCUCGAAACUCUCGGCAAGUCUGAUCCUUACAUCCGCGUCAUGCUCUCCGGAGUCAUCAAGGCCAGGACAGUCACCUGGAAGAACAACCUCAAUCCUGACUUUGACGAAGUCUUGUAUAUUCCUGUCCACUCUACUCGUGAAAAGCUCAGUCUCGAGGUCAUGGAUGAGGAGAAAAUUGGCAAGGACAGAUUGUUGGGUAUGAUUGAACUUCCUGUCUCGGAUUAUGCUCAACAAGACGAAUCUGGCGAGUACCGCGUCGACGACACCAAGAAGGCUCUUUCUCAAAGUCUGCGUCUCGGAGCGACUGGCUCACCCAAGGGUAUGCUCAACUACACUGCGUCGUUCUUCCCUACUUUGAAUGUUGUCGACCCUGAAGACGAGGAGAAGGACGACAAGUCCAACUUGGGAGUUUCGGAUCCCACUGUUGAACCUGCUACCCCUACUACUGAUGUCGCUCCUGCUACUGGACGUGCUCGUAGUAACACUGCUGGCACUAUUGGUUCUCUCAAGUCCAACCCUGCUGCUGCUGAGAUGCGUCAACAACUUGCUGCCAAUGAAAACAACCAAGAUGAUGGUCUGCCUAUCAAGAAGGAGGUUCCUAAGGUUCGCAUUGGAGCGGAAGAUCUCGCAAACUACGAAUCUGGUCUGCUCGUCUUUAAGAUCCUUGAUGGCGAGCUUGCUUCUCCUGGAUGCCAUCUCGAAGUCAUCAUGGAUGAUAUGCUGUUUGCUUCAUACACAUCAUCCAAGACUCGCUCAAAGAACUACCAGUUCAAUGAAACUGGUGACGCCAUGGUUCGCGAGCUUGAUCUGUCCAGAAUUACCCUUCGCCUUGUGGAAGAGGUUGAUUCCAAGGGAGAUGACGACCACGAUAAACACAUCAAGGCCAAACUCACUGGACAGACUCUGGAAGUGCUCAAGUCUGCUCUGUACACACCUACCAAGCUUACUCUGAAGGACAGCCAAGGUCGUGAGAGCAAGGUCACUGUCAGCUUGAAGUAUCUCCCUGUCAAGAUGAAGCUUGAUCCUUCUGAGAGCAUCAACAACCAAGGUAACCUCCGCGUCGAUGUCCUCGAUGCUGCUGACCUCCCUGCCGCCGACCGCAACGGCUACUCCGACCCCUACUGCAAAUUCACCCUCAACGGCAAGGAGAUCUUCAAGUCCAAGACCCAGAAGAAGACCCUUCACCCCGCAUGGAACGAAUACUUUGAAGUCCCCAUCCGUUCGCGAACGGGCGCGAACUUCCAAGUCGACGUCUAUGAUUGGGAUUUCGGCGACAAGGCAGACUUCCUCGGUAAGGCUGCCAUCAAUCUUGACAUCCUUGAGCCCUUCCGUAGACAGGAGGUCACUCUUGGUCUUGAUGGAAAGAGUGGAACCAUUCGCUUAGGCAUGCUCUUUAAGCCAGAUUAUGUCACCAGAUCCCGUCAAGGCUCGUCAACAUUCCACGGCACUUUCGCCGCUCCUGGAAAGAUUGUCGGUGCUCCUGUAAAGGGUGUUGGCAAGGGUGCUGUCUUUGUCGGUGGAAAUGUCGUCAGAGGUGCUUCGUUCCUCGGCCGCGGCUUCCGUCGCAGAAAGUCAAACGCCGAGCAGAAUGAUGAUGAAGUUAUCACUGAUGAUACGCCUAUGCCCGCUUCUGGCAUCUCCACCGGCGCCGCUUUGACUGAACAACAAUCUCCCGAAUACACCGUCAAUGUCGAGGCACCAGGCACGCCCCACUCCCGCACCAAGAGUUUCGGCAAUAACACCACUUCCCCCCACGGAUCUGCGGAAACAGGUACAGCAUCACUCUCCGUACUCUCCGCCUCUGGUUUCCCCGCCGGCACCAAAGUAGAAGUCAAAAUCCUCCACGAUGGACCUCAAGGACUCAAAGAAAUCAUCAAGACCAAACCUCUCAAGACCAAAGGCGAAGAUGUUUCUUGGGCCGAUCAACGACUCGAGAAAAAGAUUUCUUGCACACCCGACUCGGGCUUCAGGAUUGUGGUUUCCGAUCACCAUACUUUUGGCAAUGGACAAGAAUUGGGAGAGGCGCAAUUCUUCAUCGAUGAUCAAGGCAACGGAGGCGAGAAGGAAGUUAAAGUCGGACAAGGCACCGUUGUUGUCAGAAGCAGUUGGCGUCCUAGCACUGUCGGAUCGGAUACCGCAUCUAUGCUUGGCUCCAUCCGUGGAAGUCCCGGCGGUGCUAACCUGAAUGCUGGUGGCAGCAUCGGACGCAGAAGUUUCAUGGGAAGGAGGGAAAGAAGUGUUACACCUUCUGCUCCUGGUGCUGGUCAACAGCAAUCUUAGAAGGAAAGGAUGCAAAUGCAUGGGCAUGUUGGUAUGGAGGGUGUGAGAGGGUUGAGGAAAGUCAGUGGAGAUGGCUUGCGUAAAGCCAGUUUUGGGAGUUUGAGACGGAUGAGUGGGACGAGGAUUAAUGAAUUUGGACUGAGGGCGAGAGGCAGGAGUCCAGCUAGUGUUACUGGGGAGGAGGGGAUGGCUAGUUUGGAUCGUCUUGUGAGUCCUGGGGUCAGCCCCGAUGGAGGUGAUGGUGUGGGCCAGAAGUGAGAAGCAGAGGGAGUGAGAAUGGGAGUGAGAAUGGGAGUGAGAAAUGGAGUGAGAGUGCGAGUGGGAGUCAGAAGAUGAGAAGAGGCGUUCUUGGGUCGUGAUU
Molecule: messenger RNA, 5151 nt
Organism: Aureobasidium pullulans EXF-150
Lineage: Eukaryota; Fungi; Ascomycota; Dothideomycetes; Dothideales; Saccotheciaceae
Product: tricalbin
Exons: 2
Coding region: 264-4790 (1508 amino acids)
Molecular function (GO): lipid binding
Source: RefSeq, a predicted model, not a curated record